AUGCAGCUGACCGUGAACUCGCUAGCCGCCAGCCUGGCGCUGCUCGCGCCCAGCGCCCAUGCGCUCCUACGAUUCUCGUGUUCGCAACUGGUCGUCGAGCGUCUUGACCCGUUGGUCUUCCCCGGCGUCACUGGCUCGCCGCACGUCCACCAGAUCAUCGGUGGUAACGCCUUCAAUCAGUCCAUGGAAUAUCCGCGCAUGGAUAUUCCAAGCCAGGCCACAUGUACUACGUGCACAUUCGCCGAGGACUUGUCCAACUACUGGACAGCCGUUCUCUACUUCCGUGCCCGCAACGGCACAUUUAAGAGAGUGCCGCAGAUGGCUAACUCCGGCUUCGAGGGGGCUAAGGGAGGCAUGACUGUUUACUACACUCCCAGCUACAACAACGGAAAGGUCACCGCUUUCAAGCCUGGUUUCCGAAUGAUCGUCGGAGACCCAACGUACCGAACCGAGGCUCAGGCCAAGAAGUUCCGCCAGCUUACCUACACCUGUCUUGAUACAAUCCUCACCCGCACUGGUGAGACUCUUGAUAUGCCCAAGAAGCCCUGCAAGGCUGGUAUCAUGGCCAACAUUCGAUUCCCUACGUGCUGGGACGGCAAGAAUCUCGAUUCACCGGACCACUCGAGCCACGUUGCGUACCCUGCGAGCGGCACCUUCGAGAACGGCGGUGCCUGCCCCUCGACUCACCCCGUGAAGAUUCCCCAGCUCUUCUACGAGGUAAUCUGGGACACGCGCGCGUUCAACAACCCCAACGACUGGCCGACCGACGGCAGCCAGCCCUUCGUCUGGUCGUUCGGCGACCCGACCGGGUACGGAAACCACGGCGAUUACAUGUUCGGCUGGAAGGGCGGCGCGCUCCAGAAGGCCAUGGACUCCAACUGCAACAUCAACUGCCCCCAGCUCAAGACCCAGUCCAUCUCGCAGGCCAACCAGUGCACCAAGCAGGUCGUCGUUGACGAGGACAUUGACGGCUGGCUCAAGGAGCUUCCCGGCGGGAUGCCCGUCACUGAUGCGACUGGCAAGGUACUCUACUAGGCGGACUUGUAUUUGAGUAAUGUUGUACCUAGCGCUCGUAUUUAUCGACUCUACCUAGAAAGAGUGAUUACCUCUAUAGAACGAAAUUCGGUGUAUAACCGCGAUCUUGUCGUAGUACCUACGUCUGAUAAAUACAUACCUACC
Daldinia caldariorum is the source of this 1179-nucleotide messenger RNA. RefSeq lists its product as uncharacterized. The record is from RefSeq and is a predicted model, not a curated record. Lineage: Eukaryota; Fungi; Ascomycota; Sordariomycetes; Xylariales; Hypoxylaceae. The transcript is spliced from 4 exons. Bases 1 to 1035 code for a protein of 344 amino acids.